AUUGACAGACUACGGGUUGUGUAAAAAAAAAAAAAAAAAAAAGAAAGAAAAAAAAUUGGUUGGUGAGCUGAGAUCCGUGGUUGAAGUUGAUUUUAGGGGGAGGAAGAUGACUGUAGCGGCGGGAAUUGGGUACGCACUGUUGGCAGUGGGCCCAUCUCUCUCACUCUUCACAGCCGUGAUUUCGCAUAAGCCCUUUCUAAUUCUCACCCUUCUUUCUAGUACAUUGGCAUGGCUGAUGAGUCUAAUCGCAUUAUCGGCAGUGUGGAGAGCUUUUCUCCCCUUCAAAACGGUGUCGUUUUGGCCCUCUGCACUUCUCAUUCUCACUUCUGUUGCCUUUCAAGAACUUCUCCGUCUUUUCUUGUGGAGACUUUACAUGAGGAUGGAAGAAAUGCUGGAUGCUUUUGCUGAUAGAGUUUCUAAACCACGUCUCUUUAUUACUGACAAGAUGCAAAUUGCUCUUGCUGGUGGAAUGGGUCAUGGUGUGGCGCAUGCUGUAUUCUUCUGCAUAAGCCUUUUAACACCUGCAUUUGGGCCAGCAACUUAUUAUGUUGAAAAAUGCUCACAGAUGCCAUUUUUUCUUGUCUCUGCUAUUAUAGCGCUUGCAUUUGUUACAAUCCACACUUUCUGUAUGGUUAUUGCAUUCAAUGGUUACUCUGAAGGAAGCAAAAUUGACCAGUAUUUUGCCCCCGUUGUUCAUGUUGCUGCAGGAAUGCUUACACUGAUGAAUCUUGCAUCUGGGGGCUGCAUGAUCGGCAUUCCUCUACUUUAUUGCUUAGCAAUUUUAACUUUGGCAUAUUGUGGGAAGAUGGUAUGGACUAGAUUGACAGAAAUCCGGAGCAGACAAGGUGACUUGUACUAAUUAAUGGCUUUCGAAUGUAGCAAACCCUUUUGGACAUUGCAUACUUCAAAUGAUUGUUUUCAACUCUCUUUGCUCGUCAUAUUGAAUGUAUAUACAUGCCAUUUAUAUGUAUUUUUUGUUUAGCAUUGUUGUCAA
Molecule: messenger RNA, 994 nt
Organism: Erythranthe guttata (spotted monkey flower)
Lineage: Eukaryota; Viridiplantae; Streptophyta; Magnoliopsida; Lamiales; Phrymaceae
Product: gamma-secretase subunit APH1-like protein
Biological process (GO): protein processing; positive regulation of catalytic activity
Cellular component (GO): membrane
Source: RefSeq, a predicted model, not a curated record